This is a messenger RNA of Drosophila busckii, 2126 nucleotides long. It is a transcript of the gene Gnptab, whose product is annotated as N-acetylglucosamine-1-phosphotransferase subunits alpha/beta. The transcript is spliced from 2 exons. Gene Ontology annotation, molecular function: UDP-N-acetylglucosamine-lysosomal-enzyme N-acetylglucosaminephosphotransferase activity. Gene Ontology annotation, biological process: N-glycan processing to lysosome; carbohydrate phosphorylation. Gene Ontology annotation, cellular component: Golgi apparatus. The record is from RefSeq and is a predicted model, not a curated record. NCBI's taxonomy places the organism in Eukaryota, Metazoa, Arthropoda, Insecta, Diptera, Drosophilidae. Bases 46 to 1986 code for a protein of 646 amino acids.
UUAAACGCAUGUUGUAAUGCAGCUUAGCUAUGUAGAGCUGCAGCUAUGGGCAUAACAAUGCGGCUGCGACGGCGUUGGCAACGGCGCAUGCGGCGCACUAUAGAGCAAAUUUAUCAGCUCAAGAUGCAAUUUAGAAGAAAAAUAACGUUGAUAGCAUUGCUUGCGGUGUGUGUAGUGCUGCUCUGGCUAACCGCACAGCAACUGCUGACGGACAGCGAAAAACACAACAGCGAGGAUGAUAGCUGUGCAGCAAUAGAUGUGGUGUACACCUGGGUCAACGGCACAGAUCCAGAGUUUAUAGCACAGAUUAAAAAAUACGAUCCCAGCUAUGACCCAGCCAGAUUUGAUGACAAAAAUGAGCUAAAGUACUCGCUGCGCUCGCUGGAGAAACACGCCAAUUGGAUAAGGCAUGUCUAUAUAGUGACCAAUGGUCAAAUACCAAGCUGGCUGGACUUGAACUAUGAGCGUGUGACAGUGGUGCCGCAUGAAGUGUUGGCGCCAGAUGAUACGAUGCUGCCCACAUUCUCCAGCGCCGCCAUAGAAACGUUUCUGCAUCGCAUACCUAAGCUAAGCAAGCGUUUCCUGUAUCUCAAUGAUGAUAUCUUUCUGGGCGCGCCACUUUAUCCGGAGGAUUUGUAUACGCAGGCGGAGGGCGUACGCGUGUAUCAGGCCUGGAUGGUGCCAGACUGCGCGCUAGACUGUCCCUGGACAUAUAUAGGCGACGGUGCUUGCGAUAAGCAUUGUAAUAUCGAUGCUUGUCAGUUUGAUGGAGGCGACUGCGUGGAUAAUGGCCUCAACCCAAUGGAGCAAGCGGAGCAGCCGCCCAAGUUUCGACAGCUGCAGCAGCUGUUCAAACACAGCUCCAGCAACUUUAAAGAGCUAAUGAAGCAUAAGAAUGUAUCCACAUUGCAGCAGCUGCGACACAUUGUAGAGCGCUUCAACAAGAACAAACUGGAGUCCUUGCAUCCCGAGCUGGACAGCAGCACGACAGCUGAGCCAGCUGUGCUUAAGGCGCAGUUUAAAUCAUCUACAGAUAUCUACUCGCACUCGCUUAUAGCCACCAAUAUGCUGCUGAACCAAGCGUAUGGCUUCAAAGCGCGCCAUGUCCUGGCACAUGUGGGAUUCUUGUUGCAGCGCGACAUUAUCGAGGAUAUGCAGAAGCGUUUCCAGCGCGAGGUGCAGCAGACGGCACAUCAACGCUUUCGCUCUGCUACAGACUUGCAGUUUGCUUUUGCUUAUUAUUCCUUUCUAAUGGGCGAGACGCGCAUUGUGAGCGUGCCGCAAAUCUUUGACGAGUUCGAUACGGACGGCUCGGGCACUUGGUCGGACCGUGAGGUGCGCACUUGCCUCACACGCAUCUAUCAGCCGCCGCUGGAUUGGUCUGCCAUGCGUUACUUCGAGCAGGUUAUCAACAAUUGCUCCAAAUAUAUGGAGCCCGCACCCAAAAUCGUGCAUUCCACGCUGGUCUAUGAACGCUAUGAGGACUCCAAUCUGCCCACCAUAAGCCGCGAGCUGGUUAGCACUUGUCCUCUGCUGGCGGAUGCAUUGCAUGCCAACUUUGCUGUGCGUCCACGUUAUCGCUACCAUGUCAGUCCCAAGCGCGCUGCUCACAGCAAUUUUAUGAUGCUCACCUCGAAUGUCACUGAAGUUGUAGAGUCGCUGGAUCGUCUGCGUCGCAAUCCGCGCAAGUUUAAUUGCAUCAAUGAUAACCUGGAGCCGCUGCAGAGCGAUGACAACGAUCAGCUGGUGCGUCAUCUGCUGGAGGAUUUCUAUCUGUCCUUCUUCCCGCGGCGCAGCAAGUUUGAGCUGCCGCCAGAGUUUCGCAAUCGAUACGUCAAUUGGAGCGAUUAUCAGCGCUGGCGUCGCCGUAAGCGCGCCGUGCUCGUUGUAGGCUACGGCGUUAGUUUGCUGCUCGUAGCUUUUCUACUGCGUUUGCUUUGCCUGCAUAAGGCCAAGCUGGUGCGUCGCUGUGUGCAGCGUCUCUAAAUGGUUGUUUAACUUAAUUAUUCCAUGUGAUAGGUUAACAUUUCCAUAUUGCGUAGUUAAAUUUAGUUUAAGGCUUACCGCAUGUUAAGCCAGCUAAGGAGGCUCAUAUAAAGUCUGGUCAUUAUGAUAUUAUAUUCGAU